AACAUUUUUUUUCCCUAAAUAAAACCCUAAAACAUCUAAAAUUGGAUCUGAAUCGUGAUUCAGUCCCGACACUGCUGCUGCUUCUUCUUCUUCUUCUUCUUCUUCUUCCUUCAAGAUUAGGCAUCUUUCUUCAAGAUCGAGCCUAUGACAAGAAAGAUCCACAUUUUCUUCUCUUCUUUUUUGCUUUCUUCAAGUUUGAUUCUCUCGUUCCUUCCAAGUUCCAACGUUCUUUCCUUUUUUCUUCUUUUUUUGCUUUGUUUUUUCCCCUGCUUCUACACUUGCUUUGUUUCCUUUUGCAAAUGGAAACAACUUCAUCUAGGUCCAGUAAUAAGAAAGAUCCUGGUUGGAAAUAUAAUUCUUUGAAGGAUCCUAGUCAACCCAAUUAUGUUAUUUGCAAUUUUUGUAAUAAAACAACUACUGGGGGAAUCAAUCGAGCAAAGCAAUAUCAGAUGGGGCAUUUGGGUAAUGCUACAGUUUGUCCAAAAGUCCCACAAGAGGUUAAGGAAGAGCUAUGGAAUUAUUACAACGAGAAGAAGUCUCAAAAAUCCACUGGCUUCUCAGGUUCUUUUCAGAUGUUUAAUUAUUUAGAAGAUUGUAGAAUCGGUGAUGACGAUUUGGAUGAGGUUGAGUUAGUUGAGUUUAAUACAAGUGCACGUUUAGAUAGCUUCAAAUAUAUGGUAGAAGCUAUUGGGAGGUAUGGUACAAAUUUAAAGCCUCCUAGCUAUCAUGAGUUGCGGGUUCCAUUGUUGAAAAAGGAAUUGCAGCUUACAAAUGAUAUGCUAGAGGAUCACAAGAAGAAAUGGGCAAAGUAUGGUUGCUCAAUUAUGUCUGAUGGGGAUAGAUUGUAUGAGUUACUUGAUGCUUUUGUGGAGAGGAUUGGAGAGAAAAAUGUUAUUCAAGUGGUCACUAACAAUGGUAGCAAUUAUGUCUUGGUAGGCAAAUUGCUACAAGCUAAAAGAAAGAAUUUGUUUUGGACUCCAUGUUCAACACAUUAUGUGAAUCUCAUUUUAGAGGAUAUUGGAAAGCUGCCAAAUGUAAAAAGAACCUUAGAGAGAGCCAGUUUUCUAGUUGGGCUUAUAUACAACCACACCUCUGCCUUAAGUUUGAUGAGAACUUUCACAAAAAAGAAAGAACUAGUUAGGUAUGGGGUCACUAGGUUUGCUACAACCUAUCUUACUUUGGAAAGGGUUCACAAGCAAAAGCUUAACCUUAGAAAGAUGUUCACAUCAUAUGAGUGGAUGAAAAGCAAGUUUUACAAAGAAGCUAAGGGUAAGAGGGCUAUUGAUGUUAUCUUGAUGCCUUCUUUUUGGAAUGAGAUUGUGUAUGCCCUUAAAGUUAUGGGUCCUUUAGUGGGUGUUCUUCGCCUAGUUGAUAAUGAAAAAAAGCCAGCAAUGGGUUAUAUCUAUGAAGCAAUGGAUAGGGCCAAGGAAGCCAUUCAAAAGGCCUUUGAUGGGAAUGAAGAAAAGUAUAAGAAUGUAUUUUUUCUUAUAGAUAAGAGAUGGGAAAAUCAGCUUCAUCAUCCUUUGCAUGUUGCUGGUCAUUUUUUGAACCCUCAAUUCUUUUAUAAUGACCCAAGCAUUACAACAAAUAAAGAGAUUGUGAGGGGCUUAUAUGAUUGUAUUGAAAAGUUAAUUCCAAAUCAUGAUGAUCAAGACAAAAUCAUAGAUCAAUUGCACUUGUACAAAGAAGUUAAGGGGAUGUUUGCUGAUCCCAUGGCAGUACGGUCCAAGAGCAAAAGACCACUUGCUCAAUGGUGGAGUUCAUAUGGAAUGGAAACUCCAGAGUUGAUGAGCAUGACUGUUCGAAUUUUGAGUUUAACUUGUAGUACUGUUGGUUGUGAGAGAAACUGGAGUGUUUUUGAGCAAAUUCAUAGCAAGAAGAGAAACAGACUUGAGCAUAAAAAAAUGCAAGAUCUUGUAUUUGUUAAGUAUAAUCAAGCUCUUAAAGCUCGAUAUAAUAGCAAGGAUGAAAUUGAUCCAAUCUCCCUUGACUAUAUUGAUGAUAGUAAUGAAUGGUUGAUUGGAAAAAUGGGUGGUGAGCAAGAUGAUGCUGAAAAUGAACUUGUUUUUGGUGAUGAUGACUUGACUUGGGUAGAGGUAGCUAGAGCUUCUGGUGCUAAAGAGCCUAGAAAAUAUACUAGAAGAAUUUGUGGUAGACAAUCAGCACUAAAACCUUCAAGUUCUAAAGGAAAAGCUAUUGUACAAGAAAUUGAAGAAGAAGAGGCUGAUACAGAGGAAUCAAAGGAAGAGAUUAAGGAUUUUCACUCAAGUGAUGGAGAUGACAGCAGUGAUGAUGAUGAGAUGAAUGUAGUUGAUGAGGAUGACAUAGAUGCAGAUGAUUUAUCUUAGAUUUUGGAAUGCUAUUAUGCUGUUUUUGACUUUCUGCACUAUUUUAAUUUCUUGACUAUUAUGCUUACAUGUACUACUAGCUUUCUGUUCUGAUAAUUGAUGUUAUGAACUUUAAAAUCUUUUUUAUUAAUAUAUCAUGUUUUGAGUA
Messenger RNA from Rubroshorea leprosula, 2496 nucleotides. Lineage: Eukaryota; Viridiplantae; Streptophyta; Magnoliopsida; Malvales; Dipterocarpaceae. The record is from the annotation of a GenBank genome assembly.